Messenger RNA from Sabethes cyaneus, 2964 nucleotides. RefSeq lists its product as uncharacterized. Bases 1 to 2964 code for a protein of 987 amino acids. Lineage: Eukaryota; Metazoa; Arthropoda; Insecta; Diptera; Culicidae. The record is from RefSeq and is a predicted model, not a curated record. The transcript has a single exon.
AUGGCCAGUAAUGGGGUAACUCUACGUGGGGUACCCCAAACGCAGCAAAAUUUGAGUGGGCAUCACCGUUGCUCUCAGUGUGGACUUUAUUUGGAGAGCUCUACAUCGUUACAAGUGCACAUGCAGUAUCAUCAUGAGACAAUGAAUCGGUGGGGAACGUCUGCCACGGGCAGUAUACCCAGUUCAACUACAUCGUCAACGCCAACAUCGGAUACAGAGAACAAUAACCAACCAUCAUUGAAAUCACACAUUAAAACAGCUUCGCCGCAUCAAACGAUUGCCGCUGCAGCGGAUUCAAGUGAUAAUCAGCCAUCUACUCCACAACCACCAGCGCUUCCUGAACCAGGUACACCACAAAGUUUUACAGGCGGAGCCUCUCCAUAUCAGCAGCAAGGAACUAUUCUUGCUCCACCAGAAAUGCACUAUCCUGCUUACAUUCACGGGUAUGAUCCAUAUACGUAUCCCAUUGAUUAUGCCCAUCCACUUCAAACGGCACAUCUCAAUAACCAGCAGCAAAUAGAGUACAAAGCAGUGCCUUCCAGCAGAUACCACCCUUACAGUAAUAACAGUCACAGUAACGGAAAUCAUCAUGCCUCGGCACAUCAUUCAAGCAACAGUGGAACACAUAAUGCAUCUCCGAUUAAUAAUGCUGGAUUGAGUCCACAGGUAGUUAGCUCGUCUAGUAGUACUCAAAAUUCAGCAUCACUAGCCUCAACUACGGUAGCUUCAUCGACUACAACAUCACCUCAAAAUAAUAGUUCUCAUAUUCCCCCGACACCGUCGCCAUCACCAAUUCAAUGUGAAAAAUGUGGCAUGGUAUGUGACACGGAUGAAGCACUCAAUGAUCACGAAGCGAAUGUGCAUCAAUCUCAAAAUCAACAGCAACCAGAAUCUCAACAAUCUGAAAGAAUCAGUAUGGACCGGAAUGAAGAUCAAGACAUGCAGGGUAACUAUUCUUAUGGAAAUCCUUCCACUUUUAUUAAAGAAGAGCCUGGACCAUCUGAUAUCUUGGAUCUUGAUUCGCAAAAAAUGGUUUAUCCUCCGGAGCCCGUACUGCCUCCAAUGAAUACAUUACAUUCCUUGCAAUCCAUACAGCGUCAUCCAAUGAUGUGGCCGCAUGAUCCACACAAUUUUAUGCCGCCGCAUCACCCUCACGAUCUAAAGGCUCCCUAUUAUCACCCACAAAUUAAAUCUGAAUAUUCAUCGACACCUUCUAUAAAAAGCGAUUAUCCACAGCACGCUGCAAUGCAAGUAAAACAAGAAUAUUCAUCGACUGUGGCUCCAGCAACGAUCAAAACGGAUUACAACAUUACACCAGCCUUGCCACCUACUGUACCACAGUCAAAUCAAUCUGUUAAACCUUAUACUGAAGAUUGUGAAGGUAAUCAGUUGGCAACAAGUCCGUCGGAUUUUCCAAGCACAACAACGCCACAGGAAAACAAUUCGCAAUUUAGAAAUUUUGAACCGCCGACAUCUUCGCUUCCAAACAGUGCUUUACCAACGAAAGGCACAGCUUGGAAAUCCAAUGAAGCCAGACGUCCGAAAACGUAUAAUUGUACGGCAUGCAAUAAAUGGUUUACAAGUUCGGGUCACUUAAAACGACACUACAAUACAACGCUUCAUAAAAACGCUGUCAAAUCUAGUGGACAGCCAGAUCCAGCAACGUUGCCUAUCAGUGUUCACCACCAUCCCGGACGUGAUCCUAAUUACGCAACAAAAGGUAGAAGAGGAGCAGCGGCACAAAUUCAGCAGCCUAUUCAACAACCGGUUCCACCACCUGAUCCUCCUAGGAGUCCCGAUUAUAGUACGCAAUAUUCUGCAACGGGGUUUACAACCCCUUCUGUACAUCAGAUUACGUCGAAUCAGGGUUUUCAUCAAUACAAUUCCAAUCUUCAAAACACCUCAUCAACGGUUCCCCCAAACGGGGUAGCAGGUCCCUCCGUCCAAGCCUCCCAACCGAGGGGCCUGCAGAUCUUCUCGAACAGCAGCAUGGAAACGCUGCAACAGCAGGAGCAACUGGAUCAAACGCCUACUAUCACCACCACCACCAUCACCAGCAUUCCAUCGCCGUUGCACAGUCAACACACCAUCAAUAUAACGGCACCAUACCCCACCAUCAGCCCUUUAACUAUCAACACCAGCAUCCCAUCAUUCCAAACCAUCCUGCCGGAGGCCCCGAGUUAUCACCAUAUUAUUGGUAAUCAUAAUGCAGCAUCCAGCGCAAAUGAUAUGAUAGCAAACGAUCAUUUCUUUCCACUUAAUGGAUUUGACACUGCAAUGACCGAAGAAAUUUCCUCAGUAGCACCAAUUUCAUCGGAAUUUCCUCGAUAUCCGGGGGGCGCCGAGAUGUAUCAAGGCGAUACGGCGCCCCCCUUUUCACCUAACGUACCAGAGCAGUAUAAGCAAACUAGUACGCAUUACAGCGAACUACGCAUACCGACACCGCAAUUAGCCGCUACUGCGCCAUUGCUUUCACCGGCGCCUUGUUCGCCAAGUGUUUCAUCUACUGGUACAACAUUACCUGUAGAAACUCGUCCUAGCGAAGUCCACCGUUGCGAUGAGUGCCAUAAGGUGUUUAACAAGUCGUGUUACUUAACUCAACACAAUAAAACCUUCCAUUCUGGAGAUAAGCCGUUCAAAUGCCAACUCUGUGGUAAACGCUUUUCUUGUCAUCAAUCGCACGAAGGGCAUUUGGCAAAACACAAUGGCGAAAAACCAUUCAAAUGUGAACUUUGUCCGAAACAGUUUAACCACAAGACGGACCUGAGGCGCCAUAUGUGCUUACAUAGUGGUUCCAAACCGUAUGUUUGUGAAGAGUGUGGUAAAGGAUUUAUCCGCAAGGAUCACAUGCUGAAGCAUUGCGAAACGCAUAAAAAGAAGCCCAGUUCUGCUGGAAAGAAAGCGGUUCUCGAGAAAGCAAGAUUGAGAGUUCAAUCCAAGGUUGCAUACGUAGAUGACGAAUGA